AUGAAUUGGUCUCUGGGUCCGCUAACCGCGGGCUUGGCCCUCCUGGCUGUAUCAGCCGUCGCGGCACUGGAGCAACCUUCCCUCUCCACACACCAGGGGCCCGCGCCUUUCUUCCCGCCGCUAAUCGACGCGGCUCUUACAGACCUUUCCGAUGGUCUCGAGAGUGGCGCGUUCACUAGUGUGGACCUUGUUCACGCCUACAUCGCCCGCAUCAAGGAAACAAACGACGUCCUUCACGCCGUCACAGAAAUCAACCCCGAUGCCCUCAGUAUCGCCGCGUCCCUAGACGGAGCCCGCCGAGAUGGUCAUGUCUUUGGCCCCUUGCACGGCAUACCUGUUCUUAUCAAGAACAACAUUGCUACGUCCGAUAAAAUGAACAACACAGCCGGCUCAUACGCCCUCCUCGGCGCAACCGUGCCGUAUGAUAGUACAGUUGCUGCAAAGCUGCGCAAAGCGGGGGCGAUCAUCUUAGGGAAAUCAAAUCUCAGCCAGUGGUCAGAUGCGAGAAGUCUGAACACCAGCAGUGGGUGGUCGGCGCAUGGCGGACAGACGCACGGCGCUUAUUAUCCAGACCAAGACCCGUGCGGCUCUUCCGCUGGGAGUGGCGUCGCAACGUCUCUCGGAUUGGCAUGGGCUACACUAGGGACGGAAACCUCAGGCUCAAUACAGUGCCCAGCAUGCGUCAAUAACGUCGUCGGAAUGAAGGACGCAGCUUUCCUGCUCAGUGCUAUUGUGGGCAAAGACAGUUUGGACAACUAUACCUCGGCCAUUCCAUUUGACACCGACGAGUUUCCUGAUUAUGUCUCGGCGUGCCAGCUUUCCGCGUUACACGGCAAGCGUGUUGGUGUCACUCGCGGCGUCAUCGACAUGAAUGAGGUCGGAGUGCCUGAAGAAGCCGGCGGACCCCUGAUAACCGCCUUCAACGAGUCUCUGGAUAUAAUUCGAUCCACUGGUGCAACGGUCGUGGAUGGUAUUUUCCUCCCCGGCUGGAAAGAAUUCGUGGAGCACAAGUACAUGUCAAGAGAUCUACGUGCGGACCUUCUCACGGAUAUUCCCCGGUACCUCUCCCACCUCAACAAAAACCCAAAUAACAUGUCAUCACUGAGUGAUAUCUCGAAUUUCACUCAUCAUUAUCAGCGCGAAGAUUAUCCGACACGUGACACAGUCGUAUUCGAUCUCGCACUCGAGGAUGGCAGGAACAAUACUCACCCUGACGUUUGGUUCAAUCGCACGCUCGGUCUGCGGUUGGCCGGGACUAUGGGGAUCUUGGGCGCGAUGAAGAACCACUCACUUGAUGCCAUCGUAUUGCCCACGUACUUCGCGUCAUACCCGCCAGCCAUGUUAGGUACUCCAGCUGUGACUGUGCCGCUGGGUCGGUAUCCGGAUGACAUGCCGAUCGUCAAGAACGAGUUCGGGAACCUGGUGCAGCUCGGGCCGAACGUGCCUUUCGGCAUCAGCUUCCUAGGAGAGAGCUUUUCCGAGGAGAAGCUGAUCGGAAUGGCUUAUGCAUUCGAACAGAGGACGAUGGUGAGACAAAAAGUGCGUCCGUACUUGCGUCCCAAGACGGAGAUUCGGGACGUCGUCCAGGCCCGGUUGGAAUCGGUCGAGUUGGAAUUACAAGGAAACCGGAGCAUGGCCGAUGAAAGCAUCACCAACCGUGGAAGCCGUGAGAUCACCAGACCCGGCUUCGCCCUCCUGGCCUCUUCAGGAAGACCACCAACCUCCGAACCAACUUCCACCCAGGCCAAAGAAUGGAAGAUCACCCAGUCAUCUCUCCGAGUUCUCCUCAUCGCCGCUAUUAUCAUCCUCCUAGCGUACUACGAUAGGAAAACCAUGCCCGAGUGGCCGUUCGACAUCAGCCUCAGCACUGCGAUCAACUUGCUGUCCACAUUCCUGCGAGCAGCUUUGAUAGCAGCCGUGGCUGAGAUUGUUGGUCAGAUCAAGUGGACAUGGUUUACAGAACGUACACGACCCUUGCAUCACCUACAAGACUUCGACUCCGCCUCACGGUCCGUUCUUGGGAGCCUGCGGUUGUUGGCGGUGGUGAUGUGGAACUUUGGAUGGACUUCUGCCGGCCUCCUGGGUAUCGGGGCUGCGCUGGUCACCAUUGCAAGCCUGGCAGUGGGUCCCUUCACUCAGCAGGCAUUGAAGACCACCACGUGCCCAACAUUGCUGCCGAAUGCGAGAGCCGAGAUACCAACUGCAAAUUACGCCCCAGGAAGGUCAUCCUACUAUCGGAUCGGAGCUGGUCAGUUCGAAGUCGAGACCGACAUGAAAGGUGCUAUGAUCCAGGGAUUGACGAAUCCCGAUGGCAAGGACAACGAAGUCGAGGUCUCCUGUGCCAGCUCGAAUUGUACAUGGGAGGACUACGGCACCGGUACAACCCAUGCGAGCAUUGGACUUUGCAGCGCGUGUCUGGAUACCACUCAGUAUGUCAGUGGGCCUGACAAGGGUAGCAACCUGACCAUCCCAGAUUACGAGGCCUUCAUCAACUACGGUCCUGGCGGACAGUACAUGUGGGUUGGCUAUAGUAACCUCACCUGGGCAUCCGACCUCUUCAGUGAGGAAUUCGCCACGGCAUCCAGUGUCGCCAUCAGCAACUUCAGCAUGCUGCUGUCCACGACUUCUCCUUGCACAAAGAGAAAGAACUCGGGCUUCUACGACUGCCCACACAAGAUCUCACAGUCUGGUAAUCAGUACUUCGACGGUCUCGGCGACUAUAUUGCCGCAUCCUGCACGCUUUACCCAUGUAUGAAGGAAUACAGGGGAAGCUAUACAGGAGGCAAAUACACCGAGGAGAUUGUUCGCACCAAACCAGCGCUUCAGAACGAGCAGGAGACAACCGAGUACACCUUCACAUACAACUAUACCGCAAUGCGCUCCCCUUGCAUCCUCGACGACGGCGACUAUUUCACUGACACGUCCAACACAACUCUGGCCUCCCAUGUAAUGAACGCCAGCACCUGGUAUAUGCCGAACAACAUGUCGACCGCGCCACACAUCCCAGGCCGAACCUGGGCAAACAUAACGCUAACAAACCAACUGGACAACACCGUCAGCAACACCAGCGUGCCCAACGCCUGCCUGUACAAGAUGAGCGGCACCUACGCGUCAGCGCUGAGCAGCCAGAUGGGCUCCAUCUUCUCGGCGGACUGCUCCUACGACAACUCCCAGGCGGGCCACAUCAACUGCGGCGACUCGUGGUGGCUCGCGCCGCUGUGGGGCCAGAUGAACGCCACCUUCGAGUCCCUCGAGGGCGCCGUCGACGACUUCGCCACCACCGUCACCAACAAGCUGCGCAUGACGGGCAACGGGCCGGACGUCAAGAUCGGCGACACCCCGAGGCGCUCCUCGACCCUGGGGCUGGUGUACGAGACCAGCACCUGCACGUACUUCGACCAGCGCUGGGUCUCCCUGCCCAUCAUCCUCGUGCUCAUCUGCGCUGUGCUCCUCCUGUGGAUAAUCGUUAAAAAUUACACCGACCCGGACCAGCCGGUGUGGAAAGGCAGCGUGCUGCCUCUAAUGUUCUUUGGGCUGCACGGCCCGCCAGGGCCGGUGCACAAUGGGAGGGAGGGGGAACCGCUCGAUAGGAGUGCCACGUUCGUGAGAAACAACGGCCGCGCGGCCCCUGAGUUGGGCAGGAUUCAAGACGAGGCCGGCCGCAUGUGGGUGCGAUUCCAUGGUGGAAAGGACCCGGGUUUCGUCGAUCUGGGCUCAGGGAAGAACCAACGGGACGCGGAGGCGAGCCUCUCGUCGUUGCUGGGGGCCCAGGGACAGCCAAAGAGAUAG
Diaporthe citri is the source of this 3789-nucleotide messenger RNA. RefSeq lists its product as uncharacterized. The transcript is spliced from 4 exons. The record is from RefSeq and is a predicted model, not a curated record. The coding region runs from base 1 to 3789 and encodes 1262 amino acids. NCBI's taxonomy places the organism in Eukaryota, Fungi, Ascomycota, Sordariomycetes, Diaporthales, Diaporthaceae.